This is a messenger RNA of Camelina sativa (false flax), 1270 nucleotides long. Its product is annotated as protein DMR6-LIKE OXYGENASE 1-like. Lineage: Eukaryota; Viridiplantae; Streptophyta; Magnoliopsida; Brassicales; Brassicaceae. The record is from RefSeq and is a predicted model, not a curated record.
UAAGAUUGACAUUACCAAACUGCCUCACCAUGGCAGUUUCUGCAACAUCUAAGCUCUUAGUGUCUGAUUUUGCCUCUUCCAUUAGUCAUGUCCCUCCAAACUACGUCCGACCCAUCUCGGACCGUCCGAACUUGUUGGAUGUUGAGAGUUCCGGCGAUUCAAUCCCUCUGAUCGAUCUCCAGGAGCUCCAUGGACCUAAUCGAGCCGAGAUUGUCCAUCAACUUGCUAACGCAUGUUCUACUUAUGGUUUCUUCCAGAUCAAGAAUCACGGAGUAUCGGAUAAAACAAUAGAUAAAAUGCUAACCGUUGCUAGAGAUUUUUUCCAUCAACCGGAGAGCGAAAGAGUCAAACAUUAUUCCGCAGACUCAACAAAGACGACGAGAGUGUCCACCAGUUUUAAUGUCAGCGCAGACAAGGUCUUGAACUGGAGAGACUUCCUUAGACUUCAUUGCUUUCCCAUUAAAGAUUUCAUAGAAGAAUGGCCUUCUAGUCCCAAUUCCUUCAAAGAAGUCACAGCUGAAUAUGCCACGAGCGUAAGAGCUUUGAUCUUGACACUUCUUGAGGCCAUCUCAGAGAGCUUAGGCCUUGAAAGCGACCAUAUAAGCAAUAUAUUACGCCAACAUGCUCAACACAUGGCCUUUAACUACUAUCCGCCAUGUCCCGAGCCCGAGCUUACUUACGGACUUCCCGGACAUAAAGACCCAACCGUUAUCACGGUCCUUCUUCAAGACCACGUCUCUGGUUUGCAAGUCUUUAAGGAUGAUAAGUGGUUCUCUGUUAAUCCAAUUCCCAACACUUUCACUGUCAACAUCGGCGACCAAAUGCAGGUUAUAAGUAAUGACAAAUACAAGAGUGUGCUCCACAGAGCCGUUGUAAACACCGAGAGGGAGCGAUUAUCGAUUCCAACAUUCUAUUUCCCUUCGACAGAUGCAGUGAUUGGUCCAGCAAACGAGCUGAUCAAUGAACAAGAAUCUCUUGCUGUUUACAGAACCUUUCCAUUUGUAGAGUAUUGGGACAAGUUUUGGAAGAGAUCACUCGCUACUGCGAGCUGUCUUGACGCCUUCAAAGCUUCAUCAACCUAAAGAAAGUCUACUUUGUAUGAAAUCAAAAAAUAAAAUCCUCUCUAUUCGAUCUCUUUAAUAAGGGUUUUGUACAAAAAAAAUUUCCAGAUGGCCAAUUUGUGCAACUUUACAUUCCACCUGCAGAAAAUGCAAAUCAAUCAUAUAAAAUCAAAAGUAAUACGCAAUAUAAGCCUUAUACAUAUCUUUUA